CGCACGACGGCGAGUCCCCGACUCGAGUCUCGAAUUCGUUAACCACACGACCAUGUCCGCCAUGACCGCGUCCUUCACGGUCGCGCCCGCGCACGCGCGCGCGACGGCUUCCAUUCGCCGAGCCUCCGCGAAGCGCUCCGGCGCUCGCGCCGUGCGCAAAUCCAUCCGCGCCGAGGCGGUCAAGGAGAAGACGUCCACGCUCAACACGACCAAGUCCGACGCGAUCUUCAAGGCUGCGCAGGACAUCCUCCCCGGCGGCGUCAACUCCCCCGUCCGCGCGUUCAAGUCCGUCGGCGGCGGCCCGAUCGUCUUCGAGUCCGUCAAGGACGCCUACGCGUUCGACGUCGACGGCAACAAGUACGUCGAUUACGUCGGGUCCUGGGGUCCCGCCAUCUGCGGCCACGCCAACGAGCGCGUCAACGCCAAGCUCAAGGCGCAGAUCGACAAGGGCACCUCCUUCGGCGCGCCGUGCGAGCUCGAGAACGUUCUCGGGCAGAUGGUGAUCGACCGCGUCCCGUCCGUCGAGAUGGUUCGAUUCUGCAACUCGGGCACCGAGGCGUGCCUCUCCGUGCUUCGCGUCAUGCGCGCGCACACCGGACGCGACAAGAUCAUCAAGUUCGAGGGGUGCUACCACGGCCACGCGGACCCGUUCCUCGUGCAAGCUGGCUCCGGCGUCGCGACCCUCGGGCUUCCGGAUUCCCCCGGCGUCCCGAAGGCGGCGACGAACACGACGUUGUGCGCGCCGUACAACGACCUCGACGCGGUGAAGAAGAUCUUCGAGGAGAAUAAGGGUGAGAUCGCGGGCGUGAUCCUCGAGCCCGUCGUGGGUAACUCCGGGUUCAUCGUCCCGGAUAAGUCUUUUCUCGAGGGCCUCCGCGAAGUCACGACGGCGAACGGCGCGUUGCUGUGCUUCGACGAGGUCAUGACCGGGUUCAGGAUCUCCAAGGGGUGCGCGCAGGAGUACUGGGGCGUGACCCCGGACCUCACGACGAUGGGCAAGGUCAUCGGCGGCGGCAUGCCCGUCGGCGCGUACGGCGGCAAGAGGGAGAUCAUGGAGGUGGUCGCCCCCGCGGGGCCGAUGUAUCAGGCGGGCACGCUGUCGGGUAACCCGCUCGCGAUGGUCGCCGGCAUCGAGACGCUCGAGAUUCUCGGCGAGGACGGCGCGUACGAGUACAUGGACAAGAUGACGACGAAGCUCAUCAACGGCAUCCUCGAGGCGGGCAAGGCGGCCGGGCACGAGGUGUGCGGCGGGAACAUCCGCGGGAUGUUUGGCCUCUUUUUCUGCGCCGGGCCGGUGAAGAACUUCGCCGACGCCACCAACUCGGACACGGACAAGUUCGCGAGGUGGCACCGGGGGAUGCUCGAGGAGGGCGUCUACCUCGCGCCGUCGCAGUACGAGGCUGGGUUCACCGGGCUCAAGCACACGGAGGAGGACAUCGACUUCACGAUCGAGGCGGCGAAGAAGGUGUUCGCGCGCAUCUAAACAUGAACAACGAGCGAUUAAUAAUUUGCGUGUGAUGAGACGACGACGAGAGACGAGCGAGACUUGAGGAGGACGCGCCGCGCGCGGCGAGAGGAGGACGAGCGACGAGUACAUACCCUUAACCUUACCCACCCCUUCGUUCGGCGACCGCCGUCGGACGGAGUCGCGAUGUCAACGAAACGGCGAGGACAUCGAUGGAUUGAUGCUUUUUUUCAUC
Micromonas pusilla CCMP1545 is the source of this 1700-nucleotide messenger RNA. It is a transcript of the gene HEML, whose product is annotated as glutamate-1-semialdehyde 2,1-aminomutase. Lineage: Eukaryota; Viridiplantae; Chlorophyta; Mamiellophyceae; Mamiellales; Mamiellaceae. The record is from RefSeq and is a predicted model, not a curated record. Bases 53 to 1483 code for a protein of 476 amino acids. The transcript is spliced from 3 exons. Gene Ontology annotation, molecular function: transaminase activity; glutamate-1-semialdehyde 2,1-aminomutase activity; pyridoxal phosphate binding. Gene Ontology annotation, biological process: tetrapyrrole biosynthetic process.